Molecule: messenger RNA, 852 nt
Organism: Lottia gigantea (owl limpet)
Lineage: Eukaryota; Metazoa; Mollusca; Gastropoda; Lottiidae
Exons: 3
Coding region: 1-852 (283 amino acids)
Source: RefSeq, a predicted model, not a curated record
AUGGCAGAAAAAAAUUACAGAUUAGAUCCGAUCUUUCAAUUAUAUGAUCCAAUUCGUUAUUCGUUUAAUAAGAAAAAAGAGGAUUACAUUAUCAUAUCACCAACCGUUGGCUCUAGGUCUCAACUAAAUGAUGGGGAUGCGAUUUCAAAAUCAAAGACGGAACUCCCAAUGAGUGUACUACAAACCAACACAACGUUAGAAAACAAUUUCUUCCCAUCUUUAUUUACUGAAAUGGUUUUGGAAGCUGGUUCAAAUCCCAUAGAAACCAUUAAACACCCUGGGGAAUUUGACACAAUGUUGAAAACAGUUCUAUAUCCCAAAAACUACGAUUCAGUCUUAGGCUUGAUACCCGAUGUUGGUGAUGAAAGAGUUUUAAAAGAACUGGUAAGAAAUGUUCCAAAUGAUGCAAAUGAAGAUAGAAUGAGAGCUUUUGCUCGAAACACAAUAGAAAGAGUAGGACGAGCAGAUUUGGAAAGAAUUGACAAGAGUGUAAAAGAAGGUGGAUUUUUACCUUUCCUACCUUUAAUAUUUGCUGGUCUGGCCGCAGCAGAAGCGACAGCUGGUGGGGGGGCUGGGAUAACACAAGCCAUCAACGCCAAGAAAGCAGCUGAUGCUGAAAAAAGUGAAAAACGUAGACAUAAUAUGGAAAUGGAAAAGAUAGCACAAGGUUCGGGAGUAGCAGAUAUAUUAGGGACAGUUAAAGAAUUUGGCAAUCGAUUUAGUGAAGAAACCAAGAAAACUGUUAAAGAGGGAUUACGUAAUCUAAUAGAUAAAAUCGACACCGGAGAAAUGAAGCUUAAACAUAAGGGUAAUGCCAUAGUUUUUAAAAACAAACAUUCUUUCAAAGUAUAA